Achroia grisella is the source of this 633-nucleotide messenger RNA. RefSeq lists its product as uncharacterized. NCBI's taxonomy places the organism in Eukaryota, Metazoa, Arthropoda, Insecta, Lepidoptera, Pyralidae. The transcript is spliced from 2 exons. Bases 1 to 633 code for a protein of 210 amino acids. The record is from RefSeq and is a predicted model, not a curated record.
AUGCCCGUCACACGAAGCAGAACUGGCAAGAUGCAAGAGGAGAAGACAGAAGAGCAUCAAACAGAUGCAGAACAGGUCCCAGACCCACCGCGGAGGGAAAACCCGUUCCCUAUUCGACAUAGCAUACCGCCGAGGUCGCCACAAGGGACACAAGACGUCGAAGAAACCGUCGUUCAACAAACAACGUUGGCGGAGGCCAAGCUGGCCCGACUGGAAACCUUCGGAGAAGAAGAAGACGAAGAACCGUCGGAACCAGCAUCGCAAGACGGCCACAAUAGGGUCGUCGAAUGGCUCGAGCAGCAGUCCGAGCCACCACCGCCUCCACCAGAAGCACCACCGAAUCCACCGAAGAGGCCCACACCGGCAAGAAUAGAGGAGCCGCUUCGGGGUACCAUAGAAACUCAUCAACGAUUGGCACCUACAGACACCAUUCAAGUUGGUGAUCUCGCAACUGCAGUAACCGAAAUCGUCAGGGCGACUACAUCGUCGCUAGCGGCCGUCGCGUCGCACCCACAAGCGUCAACGUCGGGUCCCCUAGCAGCACAGUAUAGAGGGGAACUCACACCGUUCUACGGGCGCAUACAGAUUGGCUGGCCUUCAAGGCAGCCUAUGAAGAAUCUGCGGGGUAUCUAA